AAAUUUUAUUUGUUUGUUCAAAUAAUGUCGAGAGCAUUUAGUGAAAACAGAAUGGCUAGAACCAUCCACGACCCUUCUAAGUACUGGAAUACCAAGAUGACUAAGAGUUCUAACUACUUCAAGCAAACCCGUGUACAGACAUGCUCACAUGUGUUGUAUAAAAAUGGAAAGGCGAUCGCUGUUGCAUUUCCUUUGGAUAAAGCAGCAAAGAAAGCUAGUAAAUUGCCAGAGACAAAGUCUAUAACACAGGCCACUUAUGCCAGAAAGGGAAAUUUGCAUGCAGGAAUGCCUGUAAAGCCACUGAUGCCUUAUCAUCCAAAUGCUCAUAGAUCAAGACUGCCGACUGCGACUGUUGUGAUGCCAUACAGGAAUGCUUCCUCGAUUGUUAUUGGAGAUAGAAGUUCAGACUACAGAAGGCAAUUCACCUCUCAUAAUAGAAUAACUUAUCCAAAACAUAGACUUGAAGAUGCCACAACUAAUGGAGGCAUCCUUGCUACUAAGACUAAGUGGACUCAUAGGAGAAUGGGAGAUUAAGGUAAAAGUGACAGUUGAGAUUAUCAUUGUUACUCUUAAUUUGUUCUAAGUUU
Molecule: messenger RNA, 587 nt
Organism: Moneuplotes crassus
Lineage: Eukaryota; Ciliophora; Spirotrichea; Euplotida; Euplotidae
Source: the annotation of a GenBank genome assembly